Molecule: messenger RNA, 4599 nt
Organism: Gasterosteus aculeatus aculeatus (three-spined stickleback)
Lineage: Eukaryota; Metazoa; Chordata; Actinopteri; Perciformes; Gasterosteidae
Gene: oga
Product: O-GlcNAcase
Biological process (GO): glycoprotein metabolic process
Molecular function (GO): beta-N-acetylglucosaminidase activity
Source: RefSeq, a predicted model, not a curated record
AUGGUUCAAAAAGACAAGGCGCUGGAGACCGCUCAAGCGGCCGGUGAGCCGAGCCCCGGCCCGGUCUCCGGGGAGGCUUUCCAGGAGGCCCCCGGCCUGGUGGAGGAGUCCGGAAUUGGAGUCGAACCGACGGAUCACAGAAAAUUCAUCUGCGGAGUCGUGGAAGGCUUUUAUGGUCGACCAUGGACAAUGGAACAGAGGAAAGAGUUGUUCAGAAGACAGCAGAAAUGGGGCCUGAGCACAUACCUCUAUGCGCCUAAAGAUGACUACAAACACAGAAUGUUCUGGAGAGAGCUGUACUCUGUGGAAGAAGCAGAUCAACUCAUGACUUUAAUCAGUGCGGCUAAGGAGUAUGAGAUAGAGUUCAUCUAUGCCAUUUCCCCUGGACUGGAUAUCACCUUCUCUAACCAGAAAGAGGUUUCUGCUCUCAAGAGGAAACUGGACCAGGUCUCUCACUUUGGCUGCAAGUCAUUUGCCUUACUUUUUGACGAUAUUGACCACAACAUGUGCCCCGCUGACAAAGAGGUGUUUAGUUCAUUUGCACACGCUCAGGUUUCUAUUACCAAUGAAAUCUACCAGUACCUGGGGGAGCCUGAGACCUUCCUCUUCUGUCCCACAGAGUACUGUGGAACAUUUUGUUUCCCAAAUGUCGCCCAGUCCCCCUACCUCCACACGGUUGGGGAGAAGCUUCUGCCUAACAUUGAAGUGCUUUGGACAGGCCCCAAAGUGGUGUCCAAGGACAUCUCAGUCGAGUCAAUCGAGGAGGUGUCAAAAAUUAUAGGAAGAGCCCCUGUGAUCUGGGACAACUUUCACGCCAAUGAUUAUGACCCGAAGAGACUGUUCUUGGGUCCGUACAAGGGCCGCUCCACAGAGCUCAUCCCCAGGCUGAAGGGAGUCCUCACGAACCCCAACUGCGAGUUUGAGUCCAACUUUGUAGCGAUCCACACUCUGGCCACCUGGUACAAGUCUAAUAUGAAUGGUGUGCGCAAGGAUGUGGUCAUGACGGACGGGGAGGACAGCACAAUUUCCAUCCAGAUAAAGUUAGAGAAUGAAGGCAGUGAUGAAGAGCUGGAGACUGACAUGCACUACAGCCCACAGCUCGCUCUAAAACUGGCUCUCGCCGAAUGGCUCGAGGAUUUUGUCGAGCCUCAUCAAUACAACAGCCGACAGGUGCCUCAGAGUGAUGCCGAAGGCACAGCAAUCGGCGUGUUGUCCAUGGCUCCUCCUCCUCUGUGCUCUUCCACAACAGUCACAACUGUGUUUCAGCAGCCCAUCAUGUCUCCAGCCAUGCCGCCCCUCUGUCUGGAUCCACUAUCACACACCAUGGCAAAAGGACCUGAGGAGGUCGAGGUGGAGAAGAAAGACUCUGACGAGGAGCCCAUGGAGAUGGUGGUUGAGAAGCUGGAUGAGCCGGAUGCAGAAGCUGACCCAGAGCAGAAGCCCGUCGGUCCGGUUCUAGCGGACAAGAUGGCUGAGGGCCUUGGGCCCAUGGACACAGACAAGGAGAGUCUGACAGAGUCCAAAUCCCCCGAGGAGUCUAUCCAGGAGGAUCCUGGGAGUGAUAUUGCCCCCAUGCAAACUGAUGACCAGCUCAAACAGGAUUUGUGUGUGCCUGCGCCCGACGAGAAGCCCCUGUGCAAAGCAGAGCCCCUCACACUGGAGGACCUGACCCUGCUGGCUGAGCUCUUCUACCUGCCAUACGAACAUGGGCCAAAGGCCAUGCAGAUGUUAAAGGAGUUUGACUGGCUAAGAGCCAACAGCAGUGUCGUCAGUGUCAACUGCAAGAGAAAGGAAAAGGAAAAGGUAGCGGAAUGGCAAUCAAGGGCGGAGAAGUUUGAAGAGAUGUGCUGCUCCGUCAUCCAGAUGUUCACGCGGCUGUCCAAUUCAGCCAACCGCAGCAUCCUAUAUGACCUCUACCCUUACAUCUGGGACAUCAAGAGCAUCAUUUCUAUGGUCAAGUCUUUUGUCCAGUGGCUAGGGUGUCGUAGUCAGUCCUCAGCACAAUUCCUUAGAGGAGACCAAGAACCCUGGGCCUUUAGGGGAGGUCUAGCAGGAGAGUUCCAGAGAUUGUUGCCAAUAGAAGGGGCAAACGAUCUUUUCUACCAACCUCCACCUUCACUGCCAACCUCCAAAAUGUAUUCCAUAAGGCCGUACUAUCCCAAAGAUGUGACUGCGAUUUAUAAAAUCUGUAGAGAAAUGUACAGUGAAGGAAUGGAGGACGUACCGGUCUCUGAUGAGGACCCGGAUCUCAUAGGAGACAGGUUAGUGGGCGGUCUCCUCACGCUGAGCUCCGACUACGGCUUUGUGCUGGAGGACGAGGACGGGAUCUGCGGCUACGCGCUCGGCACUGUGGAUGUCCAGCCCUUUGUCAAGAAAUGCAAGUUGAACUGGAUUCCCUUCAUGAAGGAGAAAUACAUCAAACCUGACUGUGAGAAGGACCUCACGGACGCUGAGAAAAUGAUGCUGAGUUUCCACGAGGAGGAGGAGGGUCUUCCGGACUCUUUCCUCUCCAACUUUCCCUCUCUCAUCAAGGUUGACAUUCAAGCCAAGGUCACUGACCCCAGUGUGGCCAAAAGCAUGAUGGGAUGUCUUCUAUCUUCUCUUAAGGCCAACGGCUCCCUAGGUGCAUUCUGUCAAGUUCGUCAGACGGAUAAGAGAAUGAUGGAUUUCUAUAGUAAACUGGGAUGCUUUGAAGUGGCCAAAAUGGAGGGCUUUCCCAAAGACGUCAUCAUUAUGGGACGCAGCCUAUGAAGAAACCUCCUGCUUCAAUAAUAGACAGACAGAGAGAGACAUCAAGUCCUCGAGGUGGCUUGAACAUGUUUGCUCCCUUCAUGAGAAAAACUUCCAUGAUGAUUUUAUACUACAUCACCAUCUGGGCUCAGCCCGGGAAACCUCUUUUUAGGAUUUGUGUACAGAAGCACAGCAGUCACACACAGAUUCCCUGCGCUGCCAUUAGAUGUUAUGGCACCGUUGGAUUCAACAGAUCCGAAACUAAAAGGCUGACGAGGGAUCCGUAUUCCGUCAACUUUUAGCCAACGUGGGAGAGUGUCUCUCCGGCAAUGAUUGUCCCACUUACGCAUACAGGAAGGGGGAAAACUCCAUAAGCCUUUUUUCUGAUUUGAAUCUAGUAGUCAUUACAUGGAUGUUGCCCACAUGUCCUAAUGCAAAGUGACUGUAUCAGAAAUGGAGGCAGAGCUGUAAAAAGAGGAUGGCCUGUAUCUCAGGUAAUGUCUUACUCACCCGUACAUCCUGCUUUGACAGAGAGAAAGGAGGCAGCUGUUGACGCAAGUAGCACACCUUUUAAUAGUGGUCGUGAGGCGCUUUGUGAGAGUUUGCAAGUUGAUCCACAAUAGACUCUGAGGAAGAGGCCUUUUAUGCGGCUUGUUUUUCUCAAAAACUGAUGCAGACCAGUGAAGGAAUAUUAUUCGUCUGAUUUGUUAACUCAACAAGGCAGUCCUCUAACGUUUUGUUAAACUAUCGCUAGACAUUUGAAAAGCAAUAGAAGUGCUUCCACAAUGUUAAAAGCGUCAGCGCUUUUGCCUUUGUCUAUUUUUUCUUUUUUUAUAAUUCAGCCGUUUUGUUCAUUUCCCUUUUUUGAGCUAUUGCCUUCUGGUUCAUUGCCUUUGGAUUUUAAAUUAUAGACCCCAGAGUCUUUGUUUUAAAGCAAAGACGUAUCCGUCAGAGCUAGAGUAGUGUCAUCUUAUUGCAUUGGCCUUGUGCUCAGAUUCCAGAGAUGUGGCCUGACAUUGACAGUCGCACACACACCAGAUCCCAAACUCAAUCACCGAUAUCCUUCAUUGAACCAAAGCUAACUGGCAUGAGCAUCACUAUCAGAGAUUUCAGGCCAUUUAGUUAAUUUCAAAUUUAGUUUACAGUAAUUUAAAAGUUUACAUAGUUACUCUGGGUAAUAAUUAUCUCAAUUCGAAAUGUUCUUACAGCAGGACCCAGUAAUGUAAAAUAAUCAAUUAUAUCGGUCAGCUUGCAUCCCUCGCAGCAUUGUUUUGACAUGGCAUCCUCUCAAAUGAAUGUCCUCUCAGCUGAGCCUGGGUGAGUAAUGUCCUUACCCUGUCACCAAAGUGCUCUCACAUCGACGUGAGAGGCUUGGAGCAAAAAGUCCUCCACCUUUUUCCUAUCUGUCCUUUGAAUGUUUUGUAUUCUGACGCCUUUCACAUUUGUUUUUGUAAAUUUGAUGUAGUUGAUUUAAAAAUAAGCAUUUGGACUAUAGAUAGGUGUGUUCUGUUGGUUAUGUGAGCAUCAUCAAUAGCUGUCUGCCAAUGUGAUGUUUUGAUACUGUGUACACACACAAUGUGCAUGAAGUGUAUUGGAUUCACUGUGACGGUCAUUCGAAUAAGCUCAUCUUAUGCUGCAUAGAGAAGGAAGAAGCAUGCCACGCACCUCCACGAGCAUGAUAAAGUAGAUCGUAGACAGUCAGUCAUACAGUGUUAUUAUUUUGUAUUUCCUUAUUGAAAUUGUGGUUGCUUUCUGUUUAAAUCGCUGGUCUGGUUGCAAUGCCCCGUCUUGUACAGCUAUCCAAUUUUUUUUUCUUUAUGAAAAGUGGAUGUGAUGGGGAGGGAAAUGGCUCCUACUGUACAUUUUGAU